CCUCACACACGGGUACAUGUCAGACAUCAAGAGAAUCUCAGCAACAUCCAUCUUCUUCGAGUCAAUGCCCUACAAACUUGACCUGGAGGUGACGGCGCGGCUCUUCCGCCCUCGUCUCAUCAUCGCCGGCACCAGUGCGUACGCCCGCCUCAUCGACUACGCUCGCAUGAAGAAGGUGUGCAAGGAGGUGAAGGCAUACCUGCUGGCGGACAUGGCGCACAUCAGUGGGCUGGUGGCAGCCAAGGCCAUCCCUUCGCCCUUCGAGCACGCGGACCUGGUCACCAGCACCACACACAAAACCCUGCGCGGCGCCAGGUCAGGACUGAUCUUCUACCGCAAGGGUGUGCGCUCGGUGGAUAAGAAGACGGGCAAGGAGAUGCUCUAUGACCUGGAGGACAGGGUCAAUUUUGCUGUCUUCCCCUCCCUGCAAGGGGGGCCCCACAACCAUGCCAUCGCUGCUGUGGCCGUGGCCCUCAAACAGGUUUGUGCCGGGGCGGGGGUGGCUGAGGGUGCUCGGGGCUGGCCUUCACUCAUCACCCCUUUCCCUUGCUCCCCAGGUGGCACCGACAACCACCUGGUGCUGGUGGACCUGCGGCCCAAGGGCAUCGACGGCGCGCGGGCUGAGCGGGUGCUGGAGCUCGUCUCCAUCACUGCCAACAAGAACACGUGCCCAGGGGACAAGAGCGCGCUCACGCCAGGGGGGCUGCGCCUGG
Fulmarus glacialis (Northern fulmar) is the source of this 713-nucleotide messenger RNA. Its product is annotated as serine hydroxymethyltransferase, mitochondrial-like. The transcript has 6 exons. Gene Ontology annotation, molecular function: protein homodimerization activity; mRNA 5'-UTR binding; pyridoxal phosphate binding. Gene Ontology annotation, cellular component: BRISC complex; mitochondrial inner membrane; mitochondrial matrix. Gene Ontology annotation, biological process: L-serine catabolic process; purine nucleobase biosynthetic process; tetrahydrofolate interconversion. The annotation marks the transcript as partial. The record is from RefSeq and is a predicted model, not a curated record. Lineage: Eukaryota; Metazoa; Chordata; Aves; Procellariiformes; Procellariidae.